Cuscuta europaea is the source of this 883-nucleotide messenger RNA. NCBI's taxonomy places the organism in Eukaryota, Viridiplantae, Streptophyta, Magnoliopsida, Solanales, Convolvulaceae. The record is from the annotation of a GenBank genome assembly.
CCUGCCCAGCCCAUCACAUAUCUGAAGGUAACGAUAACACUAAACCCUGCAAGUCUGAGGAGCAGAAGAAGAAAAUCGCGAUGACGGAAAGGGAAGAGGAUAGCGACCUCGACGCCCCUGAGGAAUUUACUGCCAUUCAGGGCAUUGAGCAGGACGAGCAAAUCAGAAAAGUGGAAAGAGAUAACAAGUCCAGAGUCGUUCGUGAAGCAAAAGAACGCCGCAGAAAAUGGGCUGAGAAGUUAACUCCACGGCCUAAACAUAACAAAAAAAGCAAUAAGGAUGCAACGGAAUCUGAAGUGCCUCCCGAGGAGCCUGAAGAUGCUACUACCAGAGGAGGAAUGCUGCCCGAUAGCAUUGUACAACUGCUGGUGGCUCGGGAAAAAAAAGUUUUCAUAUCGGACUCAGAAGAAGAAGAGGCACCUCAAAAAAGGCCUGCUUCAGAAAAGAAAAGGCCAAAGAGAUCCGGGCUAAAACAUGUUAUUAUGAUGAAAGAGAUACCGCCUCCUCAGUGCAUAGAGAAGUCGAUGGAUUUCUUGAAGAAAAGGAAGAUGCAGGUUCAAAGAUCAUCUGCUGUUUUGAACAAUUCAAAUCAAGCACUGCGCCUUCUUUCUUCAACUGGCUUGCUUUCCAGUAACAAACGAUGAGUCACACAUUAUUGUACUACCUGCUCUCAAUUAACAUGCAUUGAGGUGGUGAGAAUUUGUACUGACUUUUUUCUGUCAAGAAAGUGAUCUGUGUGAACUAUCAUUUUUGGUGCUAAUUGAUUUGUUAUAUAGUAAAUCCAUUAUCAUUAUCAUUUGACGCAAGUGCUUUUGGUAACCGUUUUUUACUUGUCCGCUUUAUUAGUCAUGUUCUUUUACGUAUCACUACUUGUUUAACUUCU